Molecule: messenger RNA, 4072 nt
Organism: Cynoglossus semilaevis (tongue sole)
Lineage: Eukaryota; Metazoa; Chordata; Actinopteri; Pleuronectiformes; Cynoglossidae
Gene: slc41a2b
Product: solute carrier family 41 member 2b
Exons: 11
Coding region: 444-2138 (564 amino acids)
Biological process (GO): monoatomic cation transport
Cellular component (GO): plasma membrane
Molecular function (GO): monoatomic cation transmembrane transporter activity
Source: RefSeq, a predicted model, not a curated record
UGUCGUUAAUGUGUGGGUUUCUGUUUGUUUUAGUGCGUGGGAGGAUUAAAUAUCCUUUAUUUGAUAAACUGGCAGUCUUUCUAUUUUUUUAUUCUGUAGGAAAAUAGUUAGGUGGACCGAGGAAUCAAAGAUGAAGUCAUGAUUUGUACACAAAGCUACUCAUCAGACACGCGUAGAAAAUCUUUGGCGGCGGCGGAAAUGUGGCUGGUGGCUGCCUGUAUUUCUGUCUGUUUUGGUAGGAGCAAGCAGUCUCAACGUUCUUCGUCAAAAAGUGUCUCUUGCAAAAAGGUAUGAUUUGCAAUUCUAAAAAAGAUGACGUCUUAAUUAAAAACAACUGUUAGCCCAUCGGGUCCAUCACUUUGGCUGUUCGUCGACAUCUAGCUAACAACUGUGUCAGGCUGAAUGAAAGGAGAUGAGACACUGUACUCUGUCACUGCAUCAGUAUGAAGAGUCUGGGAGGAGCCAUGGGGGAUUCCUUGGGUUCUAACCUGUCAGUACGUAUAAGUGGCACAUCGGGGUGGAGCUCACUCUCCUUAAAACCGGUGACCUCUGGGCGAGUCAGCUCAAUGUUUCAGACCAUGGUUCCUACUGGUUACACAAAACUUCCAGAGGAGCUCCUGGCCAUGGUGGACCUCGGAGCCAAACCGGAGACCAGCUCACUGACGAACAGUUACAGACAGGAAAUGUCUUACACAGAGAGUCGGCGGCACGUGGAUCGAGCCUCUCGAUCCUCUCUGUCUCUAUCUGACUGUGGAGACUGCUCUGAGAUGGAGCCCAUGUUGGCUGAAAGGAGGAUGUCCGGGGACAAUGUCGAUGAGAUGCAGGAGGAAAAUGAGGAGGAAAGGCAUGUAUCUGCUGUGCAGAAUAUGCCCAAGGAAUCGCUUCUGUCAAUGUCACUGCAGAUCUUGGUGCCUUUCCUGUUAGCAGGAUUUGGAACUGUGUCAGCUGGGAUGGUACUAGAUAUUGUGCAGCACUGGGAGGCCUUCUCUUACAUCACUGAGAUAUUCAUCCUUGUUCCCGCACUGCUUGGUCUUAAGGGAAACCUGGAAAUGACACUUGCUUCAAGGCUGUCGACAGCGGUAAAUGUGGGCAAAAUGGAUUCUCCAAUAGAGAAGUGGAAACUCAUUAUAGGCAACCUGGCACUGAAACAGGUCCAGGCCACUGUGGUGGGUUUUCUUGCUGCUGUAGCAGCUGUUAUUCUUGGUUGGAUUCCUGAGGGGAAGUUUCAGAUGAGCCAUGCUGUGCUGCUGUGCUCCAGCAGUGUGGCCACAGCCUUCAUUGCCUCGAUGCUGCAGGGUAUCAUAAUGGUGGGUGUUAUAGUUGGAUCAAAGAAGACCGGCAUCAACCCAGACAAUGUAGCUACACCCAUUGCAGCCAGUUUUGGGGAUCUCAUCACCUUGGCCAUCCUGGCUUGGAUAAGUCAAGGCCUUUACAAGUGCCUGGAUUCUUACCCGUAUGUGUCUUCACUGCUCUGCGCCUUCUUCAUGUUCCUGACUCCCCUGUGGAUUGUCAUUUCGUCUAAACACCCAGCCAGCCGCACUCUACUCUACUCUGGAUGGGAGCCGGUCAUUACUGCCAUGGUCAUCAGCAGCAUUGGAGGACUCAUACUGGACAAAACUGUGUCUCAUCCAGAUAUGGCUGGCAUUGUUGUGUACACCCCUGUUAUCAAUGGUAUUGGAGGAAACCUGGUUGCCAUUCAGUCCAGCAGGAUCUCUACACAUCUGCAUUUUCACUGUAGUCCUGGAGAGGUCCCUGAUGAGGCAAAGGGCUGCUACUACCCAUGUCGUACAUUUUUUGGAACAGGAGCCAAUCACAGAUCUGCACAGGUGCUUAUCCUAUUGGUGAUUCCUGGUCAUCUCAUUUUCCUCUACACCAUCCACCUAAUGAAAAGCGGACAUACGACCCUGACUGUCAUCUUUAUGUCAGUGUAUCUAGCUGCUGCAAUGCUACAAGUGCUGCUACUGUUAUGUAUUGCAGACUGGAUGGUUCACUCCAUGUGGCAGAGUGGCAAAGACCCAGACAGUUUUUCCAUUCCUUACCUGACUGCUCUGGGUGACCUGCUGGGCACUGCCCUGCUGGCUCUCAGCUUUCAUUUCCUGUGGCUGAUCGGAGACCAGGACAGCGAUGUGGGCGACUGACGACGAGUACGGCAGUCACGCUUUCUCUGCUGCUUACAGUACCAGUUGAUGCCUCACGCCUCAAUGCUCUGUCCACGCCAGCCUCCGCAUUCCUUCACUUUAUAAACUGGAUGAAUUGAAGGGGCUCGAUAGUUUCAGGAACAAAUCUUUCCCUCUUGUUUGUUUUUCUGUCCAAAUUGACCAGACUGUGUAACGACCAUUUCCUGUAUCAGCUCUGAUCCUUCCAGCAGCGCUCACACCAAAGCGAAGGCAGAUGUUUUUGUAAAGAAGAACCGAAUUAUUACUCUGAAAUCUGGAUGUUGAUGGUAAAAUAUGCCAAAUACGUGUUGGCGUUUAUUAUUAUUAUUGUUGUUGUUAUAACAUUUUAUUAUUAUUACUAUUAUUAUUAUGACAUAGUACGGCCAGUCACUUUGUUUUCAUUGGUCCAGGUUUGAGGAUCAGACGUAAAACUGUUUACUGUGUCUGAGGUGAUUUUUAACAUCCAAAAGUCAUUCCAGUUAAUUUUUUGUUUUUUGGUCCCUAACCCCCAGUCUGCAGACCAGUACCGGUCCAACGGUCAUUUUGUACACGGCCGCAGCAAGCCGAAGAAAAAAGAAUUCAUAGUUUUCUUCAUUUAGAAAGAAUAUUGUUAUUUAUAUUUACUUUCUUCCUUUAAAGAUAAUCUGAGCCUUCAGACAGGUAUAUAUGUAUAUAUAUAUAUAUAUAUACAUAUACGUGUGUGUGUGUGUAUGUAUAUAUAUAUGUGUAUAUUAGGGAUGUCCAAUAUUAACACUUUGCCAAUAUUGUCCAAACACGUAAUUUCCGAUUCCAAUAUCAACCAAUACCGAUAAAGCUGGACUGAUGGUUAAGGUAGUUAAGUACCGCCUACUCACUAAGGUGUUGGUUAUAGCAGUGUUUCUCAGUUAUUCUCUGCCCCUCCCCCCUCUCCCCCAGGGGUAAAUUGAAAUACUAUUGAGUGCCUGGUAAUAUUUAUUUAUUUAUCUGUAAAAACCAUUGUAUGAGUUGCUGACAUCAGCAUUCGGCAAACAAUCCCCUGAUUAUUAGAAUAGAUUAAUACAAUGAGCUGCAAUGCUGCCAUCUAGUGACUUUCACUUUCAUAUACAGCUGUUUCUCCCCAAAACUAUUUUCAGGGCACACAUCAUUUGGCGAAACCCAGGAAUUGCGUUAUCUUUCAAUUGUUUGGGUCAAAACAGAAACUAUGGAGAGCAGGGUUUAACUUUUUUUUUUUUUUACAAAGUUUACACCUUUUUGACCAGUCUUCUUGGAUCCAGUACUCUGUCUUAGUGUCUCAUCCAUGAAGAUGUGUUUUUAUAUGAUUUUCUUCAAUAUUAGGUUCUUUCCACAUAAGGGCUCCAUUAACAAAUAACCCUUUGGAGGGUCCUGGUGUUACAGUUUGGGGUUUGGCCCCACUUUUUGAUCUUUCCACAGCUUGUCUGCCUGGAAUAUAAUAUUUGUUACAUUGUUUGACAAAUACUCCCUCUGGCAUUAUGGGAUUGACACAUUACAGCACACUGUCUUUAAUAUGCUGCUGAUUUCACAAUGGAACUUUGUUAUUUUGGACGUUUUUUGGGGGUUUUGUUAAUAAGACACAAAGCAAGAAGAUCACCUAUUUCAGUAGUAAAUGACAGUCUUUUCUGUAUAUAUAGGGUGCAUGUUCCCCCUGUGGUUUUUCUACAGGUAUUCUGGCUCCCUCCCAGUCCAAACUCGUGCAGAUUGGAUUAGGUUAACCCUCCUUCCCGACGACCCCCGUUGACUGCUGGGAUUGGAUUCUGCCCCCCCCCCUUCACCCUAAAAAGAGUUAAGUGUUAAGGCAGGGAUAAAUUGUUCACACAGGAACGUACUUGUUCUCUCUGGUGUUGGGAGUGUUUUGAUGGGUUUCAAAAUAUCAACAACUUGUUAUUUGACACAUUUUUUGAAUAAAAGCAGUGACAGUA